Messenger RNA from Helianthus annuus (common sunflower), 798 nucleotides. RefSeq names its product protein mono-ADP-ribosyltransferase PARP4-like. The record is from RefSeq and is a predicted model, not a curated record. NCBI's taxonomy places the organism in Eukaryota, Viridiplantae, Streptophyta, Magnoliopsida, Asterales, Asteraceae. The coding region runs from base 1 to 798 and encodes 265 amino acids. The transcript has 5 exons.
AUGGGACUAUGGUCUGAGUUUUUUCCGGCUAGUAUUUUCACCACCACCAUCCACCACCCACCACCAUCCAUUACCACAACCACCGUCCACCACCCACCACCACCACCCACCACCACCACUACCCUCUACCAACAUCGUCCACCACCAACCCCCAUUGUCUACGUCCACCACCUACCACCACCGUCCACCACCACCCACCAUCCAUGUCCACCACCACCGUCCUUAUACCACCAUCAGUUUAUUUUAAAAUUUUUGCCUGCUAGUAUUUUCACCACCACCGUCCACCACCCACCACCAUCCAUCACCAUAACCACCGUCCACUACCCACCACGACCAUCGUCCACCACCAACCCCCAUCAUCCACGUCCACCACCUACCACCACCCAACAUCCACGUCCACCACCACCACCAACCACCAUGAGGUUUGGUCCACCCCUUCUUCUAAAGUUGUCUGCAGAUGUGGUCCAUAAAAUACUACUGAACAUUGAUGGGAAAACAUUAUGCUCUCGUCGUGGAGUUUUGUCUGGUCAACAGCAGGGACCGAAGGUUAUUAAUGUCAUCGAUGAGCUUACAAAAAUCACUGUUCCAGUUGAUCCGGCUGAAGAUGUCCCAGACAUGUUUCAACAUAGCAAUAUUGAUGAUGAGGGUUUCUGGGACGUCGGUAAAAAGGAUAAUACAAUCUCUUAUGCUGAAAAACUUCUCUCUACUCGUAAUAAAAGGGAUGUCAAUUUCAGAGUUAUGGAACCAGUUGAGACUAGAGAAGAUGCUGACGUUGUUAUACCAAAAGAGGUUGUUUAA